Dromiciops gliroides (monito del monte) is the source of this 1853-nucleotide messenger RNA. RefSeq names its product ladybird homeobox 2 (gene LBX2). The transcript is spliced from 2 exons. Gene Ontology annotation, biological process: regulation of DNA-templated transcription. Gene Ontology annotation, molecular function: DNA-binding transcription factor activity, RNA polymerase II-specific; DNA binding. The record is from RefSeq and is a predicted model, not a curated record. Bases 1 to 702 code for a protein of 233 amino acids. NCBI's taxonomy places the organism in Eukaryota, Metazoa, Chordata, Mammalia, Microbiotheria, Microbiotheriidae.
AUGCGCGGAGGAGGAGGUGGGGGAGGAGGAGGAAGAGGCUGUGGCGCGGCUCUGGCGGCCCCGUCAGCGGGGAGCCCUUGGCCCGGGAGCCCCGACAUGACCUCUGCCCAGGAUUCCGGGUCGCCGCCUGCCGCCUCCAAUAAGCCGCUGACGCCCUUCAGCAUUGCUGACAUCCUGGGUCCACCAGCCCGCCCGACCCCAGCCCCCGUGCCCGCCCAGGACCCUACUUCACCUCUCUGCGCAUUAGAAGAGUUGGCCAGUAAGACCUUCCGCAGGCUCGACGGCAGUGUCUUGCAGGCGGCCGAAGGUCGGGUGGCACUGAGUCCGCUGAGCUCCAGGCCUGUGACCCGCAGGCGUCGGAAGUCGCGUACUGCGUUCACCGCGCAGCAGGUGCUGGAGCUGGAGAGGCGCUUCGUCUUCCAGAAGUACCUGGCUCCAGCCGAGAGGGACGGACUGGCAGCUCGGCUGGGCCUGGCCAAUGCCCAAGUCAUUACCUGGUUCCAAAACCGCCGCGCCAAGCUCAAGAGGGACGUGGAGGAGAUGAAGGCGGACGUGGCCUCCUUGCGUUCCCUGCCGCCAGCAGCUCUCCGGCGGCUGAGUCUCUCUCUUCCAGAAUCAGGCUCCAAUCCUUCCACCGUCCCGGAACCCAGCCCUGCCCCUGGACCGGAGCUCUCGGACGAGGAAAUCCAGGUGGACGAUUGAAGAGAAGUCUGGCCCUGGCUCCCAGGGCCCGCGGACUAGCCUUAUGUCAGACUCUAUUGCGACCCAGCUUUACCCACUGGGCCGGCUCAGAGGAUCCAGGUCCCCGACCCAGUUUUUUGACUUAUGCCCACACCGUUCUCCUUCGAUUCACUGUCCCUCCACCCCAGCCUCCAUACUAGCCAACCUCCCGGUCUCUGGGGGUUUUCCGCCCCGGACUAACUGGAUCACUCGACCCCUCCCCCAUUUAUUCCUAUUGUGGUGUUUGUUGGGGGCGGGGGGGGGGUCAACUCUGCGUGGUUCAUCCUGGCACUCCACACCGUCCCUGGCUCUCUAUCGCUACACAAAACCCCACCUUUUCCAGUCCCAGGGCCUUACUUAGGAGUCCCAGACACAUCUAUGGAGCUAGUUUGCUUACUCCCCACUCAUGCGCUUCUGCGACGUCCCGAGUUUCUCACUUUUUGGGAAAACCCAGGAGUCUCAGAUAGUGUUCCUCCUUAUCCCAACCGCCUCCCCUGCUCGGCAUUGUCUAUUCACCCAUGUUUUCUCUAACUUUGUCCCAGACAGACUCUAUACCGCCCAGUCUCCCCAAUCCCCCACUCUUCUAGGCUGAGGGAUCCCUCUGGCGCCAGGCGCCGCCUCUCCCACCCACUUCCUCCUUCGGAACCCUAGUGCCCUCUGGCCCUUAUAGACUUCACCUCUCCUGUCCCCUCCCUUCCUCCGCACAUUUCGUUUUCUGUAGUUCUGUUCUAAUCAGAUCUAUAUCCCUGCCUCUGGCCGGAGGCUUCUCCCAGCAAUGGCUGUUGCUCAGCGCAUGGACAGUGAGCUGGGUCAACCAGGUCUUCUCUGCCUACUAUUGCUAUCCGGCGGUUUGUAGCCCCUUUCCCACCUCCACCAACCCCAUCCCUGGCCCUUCAGUCUGUGUGAAUAAAGAGGAUCCGACGGGGUAUUUCGCUUUUUACCUACUGCGAGCGGAGAGGGUGGGAGCAGUCCCCCGAGGCUGGGAGCUUGUGUGCCUUGGGCAAGCUCUGGGUACUGACUGACUGACUGCAGAGCUGAAAUGGGGGAAGGGUCCGUACCCCAUUUCCCCCCCCCCCAGCUUUUUGUGAUGUAGAGCUGACCCCCCCCCCCAAAAAAAACCCUGCUCUCCUCCC